AUGGAGAACAAGAUGGGUAGGCCAAAUAUUCCUCUCUUGUUCAUUCUCACUAUCGCUUGCAUGUUCAGUUUCACUCUAGCCACCGCUCACGAACCAGAAAGUUCAUGGGAAAGUAAUGCUGACAUUGACCAGAGCAAUUUAGAUACAUAUAUCGUCCAUCUGAAUCAGCCCAAUCGUCGAGUUUUCACUCAUUCAGAAGAUCUAGAAAGCUGGUACCAAUCAUUUUUGCCGCCAACCACCACGAGCAUGAAUAAGCAAUCACGCAUGGUGUAUUCAUAUCGCAAUGUGAUCAGCGGGUUUGCAGCCAGAUUGUCACCGCAGGAAGCAAAAGCCUUGGAAAAGAAGGAUGGGUUUGUAUCAGCUCGGCCCCAAAAGGUGUUGCCUUUACAUACAACUCAUAGUCCAAGCUUCUUGGGUUUGCACCAAAAUUUAGGGUUUUGGCAAGGCUCAAAUUAUGGAAAAGGUGUGAUUAUUGGCGUUUUGGACACUGGAAUUACUCCAUCCCAUCCUUCCUUCAGCGACGAAGGAGUACCGCCUCCACCGGCUAAAUGGAAGGGGAAAUGUGAACUAAAUGGCACGAUGUGUAACAACAAACUCAUCGGUGCAAGGAACUUUGUGAGUGGCUCGACAGAACCACCAAUUGAUGACGAAGGACACGGCACCCAUACAUCGAGCACUGCUGCCGGAAACUAUGUUGAAGGGGCGAAUGUUUUUUGCCAUGCCAAUGGCACAGCGGCUGGCAUGGCUCCUCUGGCUCACUUGGCUAUUUACAAAGUAUGUGGUGAGACAGGUUGUGGCGAAAGUGACAUAUUGGCCGCAAUGGACACUGCAGUUGAGGAUGGCGUUGAUGUGCUCUCUCUCUCCAUUGGUGGAUGGUCCUCUCCUUUCUUUGAUGAUGGCAUUGCGAUUGGGGCAUUUGGUGCAAUUCAAAAGGGAAUUUUUGUUAGUUGUUCAGCUGGAAACUCUGGCCCAGUCAAUGCUUCGUUAUCUAACGAGGCCCCAUGGAUUCUUACUGUUGGUGCAAGCACCAUCGAUCGAAGCAUAAGAGCAAUGGCAGUGCUCGGAAACCUUGUUUUGUUUGAUGGCGAGUCUCUUUUUCAGCCUCCUAUGUCGUUCGAUUUAUUGCCUCUUGUUUACGCUGGCACGAAUGGGGAUCAAAAUGCUGCAUUGUGCCGGCCAGGAUCAUUGAAUAACACUGAUGUCGAAGGCAAGGUUGUAUUGUGUGAAAGAGGGGGUGGGAUAGCUAGAAUUGCCAAAGGGCAAACAGUGAAGGACGCGGGUGGUGUCGCCAUGAUUCUUAUGAAUCAAGAACAGGAUGGUUAUAGUACAUUAGCUGAUGCUCAUGUUCUUCCUGCAACACAUGUAGGCUACAAAGCUGGACAAGAUAUCAAAGCCUAUAUAAACUCGACCUCGUCACCUAUGGCUACAAUCAUAUUCCAAGGAACUGUAAUUGGAGUAGAUUAUGCUCCUUGGUUACCUCAUUCUCUUCCAGAGGCCCUAGCUUGGCAAGCCCAGGCAUUCUGA
Messenger RNA from Ilex paraguariensis (yerba mate), 1524 nucleotides. Lineage: Eukaryota; Viridiplantae; Streptophyta; Magnoliopsida; Aquifoliales; Aquifoliaceae. The record is from the annotation of a GenBank genome assembly.